AUGGACGUCGGUUUAUCCUCUGCGGAGUUUUUCUAUGGUACGACCCUACGGAUUCCCGGGGAGUUCGUUCUCCCAGAUGAUUUCAGACCAAAUCUGCAAAUAUUCUUGGAAGAAUUUCGCGAGCACAUGCGAUCGAUGAAAUCAGUACCGGUCGGACAUCACGGUAAUAAACGAGCAUUUUUACAUAAAGAUUUGAAUUCAUGUUCACAUGUUUUCGUUCGAGUAGGACCUGGAAAAAAGUCCCUCGAGCGUCCGUACACUGGUCCGCAUAAGGUUGUGAUGCGAACCUCUGAUCGCGUUUUCGGAAUAGAGGUAAAUGGAUCUUCACGCCAAGUUUCAGUAGAAAAUUUGAAGCCUGCGUAUUUUCUUCGGAAUGAUAUUGUUAAUCUCGCAACGACUAAUAGUAAAGAAAAGACUGCGACAAAUGUAGUUCCAGUACAGUGA
Messenger RNA from Belonocnema kinseyi, 444 nucleotides. RefSeq lists its product as uncharacterized. Bases 1 to 444 code for a protein of 147 amino acids. Lineage: Eukaryota; Metazoa; Arthropoda; Insecta; Hymenoptera; Cynipidae. The transcript has a single exon. The record is from RefSeq and is a predicted model, not a curated record.